Centruroides sculpturatus (bark scorpion) is the source of this 2543-nucleotide messenger RNA. Its product is annotated as CRAL-TRIO domain-containing protein C3H8.02-like. The coding region runs from base 342 to 1313 and encodes 323 amino acids. The transcript is spliced from 9 exons. The record is from RefSeq and is a predicted model, not a curated record. Lineage: Eukaryota; Metazoa; Arthropoda; Arachnida; Scorpiones; Buthidae.
UUUAUGAAUAAUCCAGAUGGUGAUUAAUUAAUGGAAAAAAAUCCCGCGAAAGUUUCAGUGAUUUAUAAUAAAUUUUCUCCUAUUCGAUUUUUAAAUAUAUUUACAAUUGAUUCACUCACCCCCUCAAUGAAUCAUCUGGCAUUUAAAGGAAGUUUAAAUUAAAGCUUAUUAAAAAUAUAUUAAACAUCAUACACUUGUAUACAUGAAAUGAAUUCAAUGGUGGCCUAGUUUAUAAGUUUAAAUGUUUCAUAUAUGUGUGAUCAACGCUCUUAUGAAAUCCUGUAAUUACCCAUAUGUAAUUCUCUUCAAAUGUAUUUAUAUUAAAAUUGUAAGUUUUUAAAAUGGCAGAAAAGAUGGCAAAUGAUCAAAAUAAAGUAUCUGAGGAAGAUUUUAAAGAACUUAAGAAUAGGCUUAAAUUAAUAUUUGAAGCUGAUCCAGAACAGUAUCACAAUGAUAUUUCAAUUCGAAGAUUUCUCAGGGCAUUUUUAACAGUAGAUGAUGCUUUUCAAGCUAUAUUAAAAUGUAACAAAUGGAGAAAGGAAUAUGGUGUAUCAUCUAUAUCAGCCAAUGAUGCAGAUAUAAAAAAAAAUUUAGAAAGUAAGAAAGCAAUAGUGCUUCGUCAUAGAGAUUUUGAAGGAAGGCCUGUAAUUUAUAUUCCAGCAAGGCAACAUUGUGUAACAGAAAGGGAUCUCAAUGAGUUAACUCGUUUCAUUGUAUAUACAUUGUAUCACAAUGAUAUUUCAAUUCGAAGAUUUCUCAGGGCAUUUUUAACAGUAGAUGAUGCUUUUCAAGCUAUAUUAAAAUGUAACAAAUGGAGAAAGGAAUAUGGUGUAUCAUCUAUAUCAGCCAAUGAUGCAGAUAUAAAAAAAAAUUUAGAAAGUAAGAAAGCAAUAGUGCUUCGUCAUAGAGAUUUUGAAGGAAGGCCUGUAAUUUAUAUUCCAGCAAGGCAACAUUGUGUAACAGAAAGGGAUCUCAAUGAGUUAACUCGUUUCAUUGUAUAUACAUUGGAACUUGCUUGUAAAAAAUGUUUUGAGGAAGUUAUUGAUAACUUGUGCAUCAUAUUUGAUCUGAAAGAUUUUGGAUUACAAUGUAUGGACUAUCAAUUAGUAAAAAAUCUGAUUUGGCUUUUAAGUAAACAUUAUCCAGAACGUUUAGGCAUCUGUCUUAUUAUGAAUUCUCCAGCAAUAUUUGCUGGAUGUUGGGGUAUUAUUAGAGGAUGGUUAAAUGAGGUAACAGCAAGCAAAGUGGUUUUCGUCAACAAUGAACAAGAAUUACUCAAAUACAUCCAUCCAGAUAUACUGCCAGAAAUAUAAGAAAAGUCUGUAUAGUUUAAUCUAGAAUUAUUUUCAGUUAAUUUUGAAAGAAGUGAUAUUGAAAAAUGUCGUUUGUGAUUAAUAUAAAGAAAUCAGUUUUUAUUACAUAUUGCUGUAUAUUAUGUGUAUUCAACAUUCAUUUCAUUCAAUUCAUUUAGCAACAUAAUAAAAUCCCAAAAGUAGACAUUCAAUAUAUGCAGUUCUUUAAUCUUGCAUAUCUCAGUCAGUAUUAAUUUUUACUGUCUUCCUAUAUAUAAAUGUAAAUUAAAAGAUCUUCCAUUUGAAUGUUAUUUGUUUUAAUUUUUAAGAGAUCUCAUUUGUUGAUUAGAAAUUAAAGGCAAAUUUAAAUGCAAAGAGAAUUUUUAGUUUGAUCUUUUAUGUUAUGUAGGAAUUGCAAAUAAUUGAAUGAUAAGCAGUUUAUGUUGUGAAGUAUUUUGCUUCAAAGACGAAAAUGGAAAGAAAUAUUAAUGCACAAUCAUUUGUUGUUUAAUUAAUUAAUUAAUUAAACAUUAAUUCUAGCAUGUGUUCUUUGAAAAAAAAAUGAGCAGCUAUGUAAAUGUGAUAUGUAAUGAUUGUUUGCAAGAUCUGAUUUGCACAUUUUUUUUAUAUUCAAAUGGCAGUUAUAAUAAAAUAUAUAUUUUUUGUUUUUGACUUUCAUUAUUGUCAUAUUUUAAUUUUGCAUAUUCAGUAAAACUCCAAUUAUUUGGAUUGUUCUGACUUUUUUAAAAAUAAAUAUGCAUGUAUGUAUAUGUAAUGUAUAUGCACAAAAAGUAAUUUUUUUCUAAAUACAGAAAACAAACUAUUAAUUUGUAGGUAUAUUUCUAUAUUUAAUAUUUUAUUUGCACAUAAUUGUCUACACAUGUACUGUACAUAAUGGGGUGUUUGGAUAGAAAGACUAUUUUAAGCAAAAAUCCAAUUAUCCAGAUACUCUGCACAUUUCCGAAGUCCCAAUUAAUUUGGAUAAUUGGAGUUUUACUGUAUGAUGUUUAGUUCCUAAUAUAAUUUGAAAUGUAAAUUUUUAUUUUACCUUAAGCCUUAUCAGGUGCCUCUUGAAUUCUGCAAAUUUAGUUCAGAUAACAUGAAACAUUAAAUUAGUAAAAUUGGUUUAAAAUGACAGACUUCUAUUAUAAUGAAGUCUAUAAAAGUAAAUGAGCAUUACUUAAUUAUUACAUUUUUAAUUAUUUUUAGGAAGCAUAUAAUAGUUAUUGCUAUAUAUUUUAAUGUCUUUAG